UCAAAAUAAAAAACAAGAAGCGAUACAAACAAAGACAUUGAACUUAUCCCCAGUUUGUCUUCUUCCUGUUAUCAUCUCCCUAGUUACGACUAUAUAUGUGUAGCAUCUUCUCUGUAUGAACCAAGAGUUGGAUUUAGGUUUGCUUUCACUAAGAUAGAGCAUAGAGACCAACCUUAAUAUAUUAGCAUGGCUUGGAUAUUAACCACUCUAGCCUUGAUUGCGCUCGCUUUCUUCCUCCGAGCUUGGCUGUCGAAAAGAAAGAUCAAGGAUAGCAAGUUACCCCCUGGUCCAAUAGGGUUUCCUAUAUUUGGUAGCUUACAUUUGCUAGGGAAGUUCCCUCACCAAGACUUGCAUCAACUAGCAAACAAGUAUGGCCCUAUCAUGUAUAUGCGGUUAGGCUUGGUGCCCACUGUAGUUGUCUCAUCGCCUCGGGCUGCCGAAUUGAUUCUUAAGACCCAUGACCUCGUGUUUGCUAAUAGGCCACCAAAUGAGGCUGCGAAGCAUAUCUCUUACGAGCAGAAGAGCUUAUCAUUUGCUCCAUAUGGCUCUUAUUGGCGCAACGUGCGCAAGAUGUGUACCCUUGAGUUGCUUAGCAACCAUAAAAUAAAUUCUUUCAUGUCCUCGAGGAAAGAAGAGCUUGACCUCUUGAUUGACUACAUUAAAGAUGCUUCUCGUGAGCGUGUUGCUGUUGAUCUUAGUGCCAAGGUCUCAUCUCUAAGCGCUGACAUCAGUUGUAGGAUGGUUUUUGGAAAGAAAUACAUGGAAAAGGAAUUUGAUGACAAGGGGUUCAAACCAGUGAUUCAUGAGGGCAUGCGUUUAGCAGCAAGUUUUAACUUCGGCGAUUACAUCCCUCCAAUUGCGCCACUUGACCUUCAGGGUCUUACAAAGCGCAUGAAAGCCGUAGGCAAGGUUUUUGAUGACUUCCUUGAGAAGAUUAUUGAUGAGCACAUUCAAUUCAAGGAUGAAAACAGAACCAAAGAUUUUGUUGAUGUCAUGUUGGACUUCUUGGGAUCUGAAGAAACUGAGUAUAGUAUUGGUCGAGACAACAUCAAAGCCAUAAUCUUGGACAUGCUUGUAGGCUCAAUGGACACCUCAGCCACAGCAAUUGAGUGGACUCUCUCCGAGCUCAUCAAGCAUCCAAGAGUAAUGAAGAAAGUCCAGAAAGAGCUGGAAGAGAAAAUAGGCAUGGAUAGAACGGUGGAAGAAUCAGACUUGGAGGGCUUGGAGUACUUGCACAUGGUUAUAAAGGAAGCUUUCAGGCUCCAUCCAGUGGCACCUCUACUUAUCCCUCACGAGUCAAUGGAAGAUUGCACUAUAGAUGGCUUCCUCAUCCCGCAAAAAACACGUGUUAUUGUAAACGUUUGGGCUAUUGGACGCGACCAAAGUGCUUGGACUGAUGCAAAUAAGUUUAUUCCAGAGAGGUUUGCUGGGAGUAACAUAGAUGUUCGUGGACGCGAUUUCCAGCUUCUCCCCUUCGGGGCUGGGCGCAGGGGCUGCCCUGGAAUGCAUUUGGGACUAACCAUGGUUCUGCAAAUUGUGGCACAGCUGGUGCAUUGCUUUGAUUGGGAGCUUCCUAACAAUAUGUUGCCGGAGGAAUUGGACAUGACUGAGGCGUUUGGUCUUGUAACCCCGAGAGCAAACCAUCUUUGCGCCACUCCUACUUAUCGCCAUCACCUCUGAUUAUGACUUCAGCAAUGUUUCGAUUUCUAGUUAAUUAAUAUUCUCUGUUGGAAGUGGGAUCAUGUAAGGAUUGUCUUCGCUGCUUCUCUACUCUGAGAAUGGAAUGUCUAUAGCUCUUUUGAUAAACCACCAAGAAGGUCACUACGUGCUCCUAUCAAGAAUCUAUGGUUUAUGACAUGAAUCAUGCAAGAGACAGUGCCUCAUGCAGGGGGAGAAACGUGCCACAUGCAGGGGAUGUGGAGAAAACACCAGUUGCAUGAUGAGGAUUUGCUGGCAUCAUUCCAUUGGAAGGCUUGGUCCAUAGCUGUUAGCUAUUAUUUCGUUAACUGUAGCUAUUUGAAUUCCUUGUUUUAAGUAUUUAAACCCUUUCAUUAUGCAGUAAUGAGUAUGAUUAUUCAGAGUAAA
This is a messenger RNA of Populus trichocarpa (black cottonwood), 2085 nucleotides long. RefSeq names its product cytochrome P450 71AU50. Gene Ontology annotation, molecular function: oxidoreductase activity, acting on paired donors, with incorporation or reduction of molecular oxygen; heme binding; monooxygenase activity. The coding region runs from base 187 to 1680 and encodes 497 amino acids. NCBI's taxonomy places the organism in Eukaryota, Viridiplantae, Streptophyta, Magnoliopsida, Malpighiales, Salicaceae. The transcript has 2 exons. The record is from RefSeq and is a predicted model, not a curated record.